This is a messenger RNA of Durusdinium trenchii, 2094 nucleotides long. The record is from the annotation of a GenBank genome assembly. NCBI's taxonomy places the organism in Eukaryota, Dinophyceae, Suessiales, Symbiodiniaceae.
AUGGCCUUCGCAAGGGCUUCGAGCUUCAACUCAUCGAUCGCUGGCUGGGACACUUCAAAGGUGGUGGAUAUGAGCUGGAUGUUUGCAGGUGCGUCAGCCUUCAACCAGCCCAUUGGCGACUGGAACACAUCUCGAGUCAAAAGCAUGCAAGGGAUGUUCUAUGGCGCUUGGGCGUUUAAUCAGAGUCUAUCCAGCUGGAACACUUCCAGGGUUGCUGAUCUAAGCUACAUGUUUGCCGGUGCUGUAUCCUUUGAUGCUGCAGUUGGUCGUUGGAAUACUUCAGCCGUUACUGACAUGAGCUUUCUCUUCAGCUCUGCACGAUCUUUCAACCAGCAAAUUGGAGCCUGGAAUACUUCAUCCGUCACCAACAUGGCUGCAUUGUUCCAUGAUGCCCAGCUCUUCAACCAACCGGUUGGUUUAUGGAAUACUUCCAAGGUGCUCAACAUGAGUAUGAUGUUCAAGUGGGCUGGUAUUUUCAAUCAGCCCAUUUCCGGAUGGGAUACCUCCAGUGUCAUUGACAUGACAUUCAUGUUCAACUACGCACAGCACUUCAACCAACAGAUUGGCACCUGGGAUACCUCCAAAGUCACCGACAUGAGAUCGAUGUUCAGCAGUGCGCGGCACUUCAACCAGCAGAUUGGCAACUGGGAUACCUCCAGGGUACGUACCAUGAGGAAGAUGUUCUACGAUGCAGAUGCCUUUUCGCAGCCGUUGGGGAAGUGGAACACUACAGCUGUGACUGAUAUGAGCCAUAUGUUCCAACAAGCCAACAGCUUCAACGAGUCGCUGGCUGGAUGGGACACCUCCUCUGUCACCAACAUGGCUGUAAUGUUCACAGAUGCAGAAUCCUUCGAUCAGCCCAUCGGUGGAUGGAAUACCUCCUCGGUGAGGUACAUGUCGUACAUGUUCGCAGGCGCGAGGUUCUUCAAUCAGCAGAUCGAGAGAUGGGAUACUUCGAUGGUGGAGGAUAUGACCAUGAUGUUCAUUGGAACUUAUGCCUUUAACCAGUCCUUCAACCAGCCGAUCGACGCCUGGAACACGAGCUCAGUGGUCGACUUGAGCAUGGCCUUCGCAAGGGCUUCGAGCUUCAACUCAUCGAUCGCUGGCUGGGACACUUCAAAGGUGGUGGAUAUGAGCUGGAUGUUUGCAGGUGCGUCAGCCUUCAACCAGCCCAUUGGUGACUGGAACACAUCUCGAGUCCAAAGCAUGCAAGGGAUGUUCUAUGGCGCUUGGGCGUUUAAUCAGAGUCUAUCCAGCUGGAACACUUCCAGGGUUGCUGAUCUAAGCUACAUGUUUGCCGGUGCUGUAUCCUUUGAUGCUGCAGUUGGUCGUUGGAAUACUUCAGCCGUGACUGACAUGAGCUUCCUCUUCAGCUCUGCACAAGCUUUCAACCAGCAAAUUGGAGCCUGGAAUACUUCAUCCGUCACCAACAUGGCUGGUAUGUUCUUGGACGCAAAGCUUUUCAGCCAACGGGUUGGUUUAUGGAAUACUUCCAAGGUGCUCAACAUGAGCAUGAUGUUCAAGUAUGCUUAUACGUUCAAUCAACCCAUUGGUGGAUGGAACACCUCCCACGUCAUCGACAUGAGAGCGAUGUUCAGCUAUGCACCCAACUUCAAUCGGCCGAUUGGCAGCUGGGAUACCUCCAGAGUGCUGAGCAUGAGGAGCCGGAUGUUCCAAAGUGCCAACAACUUCAACCAGCCUUUGGCGGGAUGGGAUACCUCCUCCGUCGCCAACAUGGCGUUGAUGUUCACAGAUGCCGAAUCCUUCGAUCAACCCAUCGGUGGAUGGAACACCUCCUUGGUCACGGACAUGAGGUACAUGUUCGCGGGCGCCCGACUCUUCAAUCAGCCCAUCGGAGAAUGGGAUACGUCGAAGGUGGAGGACAUGCGUUUUAUGUUUGCUGGAACGUAUACCUUCAACCAGCCGCUGCACUGGAACACUUCGAAGGCCCGAAAGAUGUUCUCGAUGUUUACCUUCACCAGGUCCUUCAACCAGCCCCUUGGACAUUGGGACACUUCCUCUGUCCGGCGGAUUGAAAACAUCUUCGCCUUCGCCAAGCGCUUCAGCCAGCCAGUGGGUAGUGGCCUUACUUGA